AUGUUGGAGCAGUGCCGGGUAUCAUGCGAGAUUUCCAUACCCCAGGUGCUCGAAGCCAGCGCAGAAGCUCUUUGCAAAGCAACAGGAGUCGAGGAGCUGGUGAAGUUUUUCGAUCGGUACAUGGUUGUGGUGGAGAUGGGAUUCGCGCCAUGGAAAGCCACCCUUCGGGGGGCCUUCCACAACGUCGACAAGGCUUUGAAGGAGAACUUCCUUAAUAUCAUGCUGGAAAUCUGGAAGCGUGCAUCUACCCUGACGGUGCUAGACGAAGCUGUCAAAAGGCAGAUUCAAGUUCGGUUCGAUCUCAAUCUCUCUACCAAGGCCUGGGCGGCUGACGAGCCCUGGACUAUGAACAUGGCGGCGCACGAAAAGGCCACGAGGAAGGAUAAAGACCAAAAGAAGAAGGAGGCAGCCGAGAUUGCAACGGCAGCAGCAAGGGCAGCAAGGGCAGAGGAGGAGAGAAAGGCGCAAGAGGCUGCAGAGGCAGCCGCAAGGCUAAGAGCGGAGGAGGAGAGAAAGGCACGAGAGGCCGCAGAGGCAGCGGCAAGGGCGGAGGAGGAGAGAAAGGCACGAGAGGCCGCAGAGGCAGCGGCAAGGGCAAAAGAGGAGAGAAAGGCGCGAGAGGCUGCAGAGGCAGCCGCAAGGCUAAGAGCGGAGGAGGAGAGAAAGGCACGAGAGGAGGAGAGAAAGGCACGAGAGGCCGCAGAGGCAGCGGCAAGGGCGGAGGAGGAGAGAAAGGCACGAGAGGCCGCAGAGGCAGCGGCAAGGGCAAAAGAGGAGAGAAAGGCGCGAGAGGCUGCAGAGGCAGCCGCAAGGCUAAGAGCGGAGGAGGAGAGAAAGGCACGAGAGGCCGCAGAGGCAGCGGCAAGGGCGGAGGAGGAGAGAAAGGCACGAGAGGCCGCAGAGGCAGCGGCAAGGACAAAAGAGGAGAGAAAGGCGCGAGAGGCUGCAGAGGCAGCCGCAAGGCUAAGAGCGGAGGAGGAGAGAAAGGCACGAGAGGCCGCAGAGGCAGCGGCAAGGGCGGAGGAGGAGAGAAAGGCACGAGAGGCCGCAGAGGCAGCGGCAAGGACAAAAGAGGAGAGAAAGGCACGAGAGGCUGCAGAGGCAGCCGCACGGCUAAGAGCGGAGGAGGAGAGAAAGGCACGAGAGGCCGCAGAGGCAGCGGCAAGGGCGGAGGAGGAGAGAAAGGCACGAGAGGCCGCAGAGGCAGCGGCAAGGGCAGAGGAGGAGAGAAAGGCCCGAGAGGCUGCAGAGGUAGCCGCAAUGGCGGAGGAGGAGAGACAGGCACGAGAGACCGCAGAGGCAGCGGCAAGGGCAGAGGAGGAGAGAAAGGCGCGAGAGGCUGCAGAGGCGGCCAGAAUGGAGGAAGAGGAGAGAAAGUCACGAGAGGCCGCAGAGGCAGCGGCAAGGGCAGAGGAGCAGAGAAAGGCACAGGAAGCUGCAGAGUCCGUAGAGGUAACUGUAAAAGUGGAGGAGCAGAGAAAGGCAGAACACGCGGCCAAGAAGCUGCCGCCAAAGCACAAGGCGGCCCCUCCAAUCUUCCACCAGCGACCGGUUCCGAAGCGAAUGCCGCUACACCGAGUUCCGAAGCACGAUUACACGGGGCUUGGAGAUGUGCCCCAGUGGCUGCAGGACAAGGAAAACCGUGCGUAUGAGGCCUAUGCUAGAAACCCACCCCCAGGGCAUAAACCGCUGGAAGAGGCUUGGAGAUGGCGGUCCAGGCGCACUUUUGAAUUGCAAAGCAUUCAAAAAGAGGGCGAUCCAGAAACCGAGCCUGAUUUGCAGGACAGGUUGCUUGCUCUCCCUGCCCGUGAACUGCUUCUUGAUUUGCGUGCCCUUGCAGAUAAAGAAGAAGCAAUGUCAGCAUCGGUGCCUGAGGCUCUAUAUCUUCAGCUAUCAAUGGCCUAUGAGGCUUAUAAGUGGGCUUUUGGGCUCGGCCGGCUGAGCAUUGCAAUGAAAGAAACGCUUCGAGAUCAGAUCUGGGACACGGUUCUCUAUGUGGAGGACCGUUUCAGAGAUCGCUUCUGGACCCGCCAGGCGGCGCAGACGCUAAAAGUCUUAGUGACCGUCCCAGCCAUGGAUCUUUUGGAAACGAGGCCGCAAGCACAGACGGUGAGGAGCUUGGAAGCGCCCGCAGCUGCAAAGCCCGCUCCGCGGAAACGUCCGAGGUCUCCAACUUCCCCGCCAGCGCCCAGGAAACGAAGCUACCGAAUUUCAGUCCCGGUAGACGAAGUGGAGUUCUCACAAGAUUCGAUCGGGGAGAGAUUCACUUGCGGCCGGGAGCUGCAGACGACAAUAGACGAUCUCCGCCAUGGCAAGGUCCAUCCGGACAGCAGCGCCUUCCUGGUGCUAAAUGCGAUGAAGACCGCGGCACGAACACGAUUCAUUUGUCGAAACAAUCGACGCCUCCAUUGCUUGAAGGAAUUUCAGAAGCGAGAGAGAAGAAGACGAGGAGACAGAGACUUUACUGUCAAAGUCCGGCUGAACGUCAUAGAAGACCGAGAUCGAAAUAUAAGCGACUUCAUCGGGCAUCGCACAAGAGCUACGAAGGACAAUGCUGAAGGUUCUGAAUGGUGGGAGACUGGCGUGAAUUUUCACAGUGGACCUGCCGUUGAGGACAACGAUAGCGGAGACUCCCCAAGUCCAGCAGCGAGCUGGCCCUGA
Messenger RNA from Symbiodinium sp. CCMP2592, 2661 nucleotides. The record is from the annotation of a GenBank genome assembly. NCBI's taxonomy places the organism in Eukaryota, Dinophyceae, Suessiales, Symbiodiniaceae.